UAUGAGACUUGAUUUUUUUUUAAGUGAAGACGCUUGGCUGUUAUAUUUAUUUCUAGUCACACUGCAUCAUUAGGGCGCCAUCUUCCUUCUCAUUGUUGUUGCGUCAAAUCGUAGUGAAAAAGCUUCUAAAACUCGUAGGGACUUAUUGUAAAAUUACGUACUUUGUGCCAAUUAUCUCUCAUUCAAAUGAUUUAGCUGUCGCAGAGUCAUAACAUCAUUGUAUAUCUAUAUCGUGACAAUUGUAGUGUAGUCUGGUGCUCCGCCGCCGCCCGGUGAUGACAUUUGUCUCCAUUGGAAUAUUCCGUUUCACCUGGAGCUGGAACUCUCCUCGACGAAACCGAAAAGCAUAAUAAAGUUUAUGGAAUGUGAUCGAUAUAUAGAGAAUGGACAAGGAAUUGUUUCGACACCGCAGGCAUGGGCCUGCGGGGUCAAGCGUAAGUUCGGAGACGGAGGGAUGCGGGUUGGCGGGCCUGGCGGUCGCAGCGCGGGCCCUGGGCGAGUGUUGGCUCCCGGCGCUCUUUUGGAAGGCAGCGCCAUGCUCGCUGGCGGCAUCAGCGCUUCUCCCCGCCGCCGCCCCGAGCCGCGGCCUACUCCCCGCGCUCCACUACCACGAGUUGUGUCAGAUUCUCCCUUUAUGAACAACAUGGACGAAAUCACUUUUUGGAUUGUGACUAAACGUGCACCGUGUUUAGCCGGGUACAACAAUCCCCUUCGGCGUGUGCAGCCACAGUGUUCUCGUGCACCUCUUCACUCGGCUAGCCCUGAUGACCAAGGAGAGCCAGAAAGGAAAAGGAAGAAGCUUGUUGUUCUAAAUGAUGAUUCUGAUACAUUGGACCAAACAAAUGUUGAGGCACCUCCUCAGCCUGUGUGUGAAGUGAUCAGUGAUGAUUCUGAGACGCUGGUGUCAGAUGUUGAUUUUAAUAUAAAAAAAUCGUCAGUGCAGAUCAAGAACAAGAAAACAAAGGCACAAAAGAAGAGCAAUCGUGGAGCUCUGCAUAAAAAAAAUAAGGUUGUCACAUCUACACCCAAGGUGACAUCGAACCUCAGGAGAAGCUUGAGGAAAGUACAGUCUUCUGUCAACAACAAUAGCCAUUUAAACAGUACUCUUGAUAUCUUUGACACUUCCGAUGGCAACAAUCAUGCCAUUGUACCCAAGUGUAUCCAGGCAGGAAAGUUUGAGGAGGAUACAAAAUUAAUAAAUCUGUCAAACAGAGAACCCAAUGCUACUACCUGUGCUGUGUCUGUUCCAAGACCCAACAAUGGGGUUAUUAACGGUCAGUUUGAUGAUCUCAGUGAUGUUUCUGGGUUCACAGCAAACUAUAUAAAGUCUACUAAAAUAAAUUCAAAGACUCCAAGAAAAGUGAGAAGUAAGCCAAGUAGAAAUUUGGCUAAAGAAUCCCGACAUAGUGCACAGAAGGAAGAGAAAUCUUUGAUUGUAAGUAUCAACAAAGCCACAGGAGAUCCAAAAACUAACAUUUUGAAUUGUAGCACUGACUCUUCCCAGAAUAUUAUCAACCUUGUCACUGUUGAUAAAAAAUCUAGAACCAAGAAGCUUGAUAAAAGUACCUCCUUACUUAAGUUUAUGGAAAGUAAAAGAGGGCAAAAAGUUGUAAAUGUUAAAAGUGAGUGUAGAAAUGGUGUCCUGAAUAAAUCUUUUCAGUCAACCAGUACAACUGGGUCCAGGUAUCCAAAGAGGCACAAAAAUAAUUCCUCAGAUGUAUUAAUGGUAGAAAUCUCUGAGAAGACAGAACCCUCUAAGCUAAGUUCAGAUAAGAGAACUGCAACAAAUCAAUCCAGCAGAUUGGAGAGUACAGAACUAGUCUCCAGAACGAGGAGUGGCAGAAGCAGGCAUUCUAAACUUACAGAACCUACAGUGUAUGUUCGUAGCAACUUUCCUGAACAAGAAAGUACUGUGGCAACUAUUAAUGUUGCCAAUGCGGUGCUAGAUGAAGCAAAAGCUAGUGCAAAGAAGAAGAGACCAUCAUCAAAGAGUGGAGUUGCACGAAAAUUUUUAAACAAAACAGGACAAUCGAAUAAGGACUCUUUUCGGGAAAAAAGUGGUUUUGCUGCUUGCUUCUCUGACAGUGAUGAUGACAAACCUUUAAAACCACAGAAAUACUUGUCAUAGCUUAAUUGAUACUGUAAUGUGUAUGGGUUUUAUAGUCAUGUUUGUGGAUAUGUUAUUACUUACUAUGAACCUAGAGUUACAAUUGUACGCACCAAAAUCAUAGGUGUACCAAUUGGUUGUGUAAACUUAUUGCUACACAAGAAAUAUCAUCACAUUUGUGUGCAUAAUUAUGUAAUUUGAUACAGCAGUGAGACUGCUUUCCAGAUCUCUAAUGAUAAUUUCUAGAUUGUAACUUGAUGAGCUCAUAACUUAUUUUGGUCUUUGCAUUAACUCAAUGUAUAUUUUUUGAUUUUGUCAUGCCUUGUAACAAAAGUGCAAUAUGGCAGCAGAACUCCAGCCAUUUUAUAAUGAGGCAAAUGAGUAAUUGUAAAGUAUAUUUGUAUAAAAGUAAGAGUGUUGUCAUAUUAUACUGUAAAUGUAAAAUGUAUGUAACAGAAAGCAUUCUAAGAUUUUUCUCAUUUGGGAACUCAAAAUAUGUUUUGCCAUGAUGGUUAGAAAUAACAAUGUUUUAUGCAGCCAAAUAUGUUUUAUGCACAUACAGACAACAGUGCCAUACUCAGUAUGGUACUUAUACAUAGUUUUAGCUUGUAUUGCCCACCUAGACGUAGUUCAUGUUAUAUUGAUUAUUAUCUUAUAGAUCAUGUCAUAAUGGACUGUCAAGUCGACUACAAAGAGAUGUAUCCACUUUUUCACCUUAUUGCAUUGUAAUAAGGUGAAAAAGUGGCUACAUCUCUUUGUAGUUGACAUACACAAUUGAAUUUAUAAAUUAUAUAAAGUGCCAUUGUACCAACAAUCCUUUUGAGUAAUUGUCUGUCUCAUAAUUAUAAUUUGUAUAAUAUUUAUUUAUUUCAAUUCUGACUUUAGUGUCUAAGUAAUGACACUGCUGAGAUAGGAAUUGUAUUGUGUAGUAAGUUAUUGAAUUGUUGAAUUUUUUUGACAAUCCUUUACUUUGUGCACUAUACUUUGCCAUUAUUUAAUGUAUUGAACUCUAAUAAGAAAGGUGUACAAUGAUGUAAUGAAAUAUGAGAUAGUCUGUUGGAGUCAGCCUUGUUUCCAUGACUAAAUACUUUUAAUUAAGUUUAUUUUUAAAUAGCAAUACUGUUUCUGUUUUUUUAAUCUUGUGUAAUAUAUUUGUAGCAUUUAUGCAUUUAAAUUAAUAGUAAAAUCCUAUUAAUGAA
Molecule: messenger RNA, 3306 nt
Organism: Leguminivora glycinivorella
Lineage: Eukaryota; Metazoa; Arthropoda; Insecta; Lepidoptera; Tortricidae
Exons: 2
Coding region: 359-2128 (589 amino acids)
Source: RefSeq, a predicted model, not a curated record